Molecule: messenger RNA, 2521 nt
Organism: Eublepharis macularius
Lineage: Eukaryota; Metazoa; Chordata; Lepidosauria; Squamata; Eublepharidae
Gene: CRELD1
Product: cysteine rich with EGF like domains 1
Exons: 13
Coding region: 1-1626 (541 amino acids)
Molecular function (GO): calcium ion binding
Source: RefSeq, a predicted model, not a curated record
AUGGUAGAAUCCAAAGACCGCAGCCCUAAGCCAAGCGGCUUCUUGAAGCUUCCCAGCAGGUGCUGCCCUGCGGGGCUCUGUGCGGAGCUCGCCCAUUGGCAGCGCUUUGGGCAAAGAGACUGCUGUCAUUGCACAUGGCCCGAUGCUAUUGGCGGAGAGGCGGGCCGUGCCAGCGGACUGCGGUCGAUUGGGCAGAAGCGGGGAGGAGGGACCCUUCUGCCGCGGCCACCGACCCGUGCGCAAAGCUGGGCGCUGCGUCCCGACUGCCUUGCCCCUGCUGCCCGGUGCGGGCUCCCCAGGGGGCGAGCACAGGCAGUCAGGAACAACGGAACGUUGAUUGUGGCUGGUGGACUGUGCUCUGGUUGCCUUCUCCUUGGCAUAAAGAUGGCUUUACCCUGGUUGAGGGUCCUGUCUGCCCCUCCCUUAUUUCUGCUGCUGCUUCUGUGGGUUCCAGGCCCAGGAACUUCACAGCAAGAGCCCUGUCAGACCUGCCGGGAUCUUACAAGCAACUUCAAUAAGGGUCUGGAGCGGACACAGCGAGACAACUUCGGGGGCGGGAACACAGCCUGGGAAGAAGAGAAGCUUGCAAAAUAUGCAAACAGUGAGACUCGCCUGCUGGAGGUGCUGGAGGGCGUGUGCGCCACAUCGGACUUUACCUGCCACCAGCUGCUGGAGCAGAGCGAAGAGCACGUGGAGCGCUGGUGGUUCCAUGAGCAGCAGCAGCACCCCGACUUUUUCCAAUGGCUCUGUAUGGACACAUUGAAACUCUGCUGUUCCCCUGGCACCUAUGGCCCCGAUUGCCACAUCUGCCCGGGGGGUGCCCAGAAGCCCUGCAGUGGGUACGGGCAGUGUGACGGUGAUGGCACACGUGGGGGCACUGGCCUGUGUAUGUGCCAGACUGGCUACGGGGGGCCCUUCUGUUCUGAGUGUGGAGAUGGCUACUAUGAAGCAGCUCGCAACGACAGCCACCUGGUAUGUGCGGAGUGCUAUCCGGCCUGUGGACGCUGCUCUGGCCCCGAAGACUCAAGUUGCCUCCGCUGCAAGAGGGGUUGGAUGCUGCAUGAUCGCAGAUGCAUUGACAUAGAUGAAUGUGGCACAGAUAUGGCGCACUGUCGUGCCAACCAGUUUUGCGUCAACACGGAAGGUUCCUACGAAUGCCGAGACUGUGCCAAGGCCUGCAUUGGUUGCAUGGGUGCUGGGCCUUCCCGCUGCAAGAAGUGCAACAAGGGCUACCAGCGUGAGGGAGUCAAGUGCCUGGAUGUGGAUGAGUGUGCUGGUGAAGCUGAGGAACCCGUCUGCACUGGUGCCAAUGAAAUCUGUGAGAACACCGAUGGCAGCUAUCGGUGUGUUUGUGCAGAGGGACAUGUGCGCGAAGAGGGAAUGUGUGUGGAAGACAAGCCCCCAGAUGCUCCUGAGAAGGGCUUCUUCGAUGACAUCACAGACGACGAGGUGGUUGUGCUGCAGCAGAUGUUCUUCGGUGCCAUAAUCUGUGCCCUGGCUACGCUAGCUGCCAAAGGAGACAUGGUCUUCACGGCCAUUUUUAUUGGCGCUGUGGCUGCUAUGGCUGGCUACUGGCUAUCGGAGCGCAGUGAUCGCGUGCUCGAUGGUUUCAUCAAAGGCAGAUAGUGUGUGGCAAAAUGAACAUUCUCUUCUUUUGCUUCCUUCCUCAGAGAGCCAGCUGGUGGGCAGGAAUUCCUUGUCCUCCGUGCCCCGGCAGGUCUUUUAAAUCCAAAGGAGAGAGGUGGAAAGGGCCCAUCUUAUAUCCCAGUCUGAGCUGAGGGGGAGCCUCAUGCCAACAUGGUGUGGAAAGGUAGAAAUGGGACAAGGGCCUACCAGUUGUAUGUGAAGAGAGGAGAAUUCCUGACAGGAACUAGCAUGGAAUGUUCAUUCCCCUCAAGGUGUGAGAGGUCUUGCCCAGGUCUCUGUCAGUGGGCCAGGAGAAUGCUGCCUUUGGCUGCCCAGUCUUCAUAUAACAGGAAUGAUCUCAAAAGUGUUCCUACCUGUGAGCUUUGAAUCUUCACGUGUUGGUCAACUGCUGUUGGCCAGGCUAAGGUUGGAUCAUUCCAAAAGAAAACGUGAGCUGGGUGGGCAUGGAACCACUCCUUGCUGGCUCUUUGAGGGGCUGUCCCUUGGGUUGAGAGCAGGUCCUACACAUUAUGUGGAUCGAAGCUGGGAAAAUUUUAGAUUAUAUCAUCCAAGGCUGGCAGUGGGGGUGUUGUAUUUUUGAAUGAUCUCCCCUUCUUAAAAUGUGGCGAACGAGUGGCAAGUACCUACAUACAGUGAUUUUUUUUUAGGCAGGGGAGCUUUCAAAGAUAGAUUCACCCUCCUGCGCAUCCUGCAGGGGUCUUUCCCCGCUCUGUCUACUGCCUCGCUGUGUAGAAUCCUGCCACUGGCGGUGGUGUAGGACAGAGGAAGCCUCCGGGGCAUGCAUGACCAUCCUCGCCCCUUUGCAUUUGUCCACUCACAGCACUGUUUGUCCAUCCGUAUCUCAGGAAAAUUAAAGGACUCUGUACACAUCUUU